Molecule: messenger RNA, 3806 nt
Organism: Atta colombica
Lineage: Eukaryota; Metazoa; Arthropoda; Insecta; Hymenoptera; Formicidae
Product: serine/threonine-protein phosphatase 2A 56 kDa regulatory subunit gamma isoform-like
Exons: 9
Coding region: 594-2474 (626 amino acids)
Biological process (GO): protein dephosphorylation; signal transduction
Cellular component (GO): cytosol; protein phosphatase type 2A complex; nucleus
Molecular function (GO): protein phosphatase activator activity
Source: RefSeq, a predicted model, not a curated record
UGACUGUAAUCUUGGAAAAUAUAUUCAACAAUAUCAUGAUAUAGAUAAAGAAUCUAGAUAAAGAAUGUUUAAUAUGAAAAAUACAGUUCUUGAAAAACUUAGCGAUAUACGUUAUCGGUAUAACUUCAAGUUACGUCACGUCGGGCUUCUUUUAAAGAUUGGUACUGGGAAAUAUUGAAUUACAAAACAUCGCGUGACGGCCAGCGACAGAAAGAUAAUAUUUACUCUCUCGUCACUUUCGAUUGUCGACUAAAAUACUCGCAAGUAUGAAGCGCCGGAUCCAUUAUAGAGUCUGCGGUGGCUUUUCCUAAUCUUGGAUAAGGGGGAAGGCCUACUUCUCUCGCCCAGAUACUUCGUUCCACUGUCUUAUUUUUGUACGCGUCCAACUUUACGCGCGUAAAUUGGCUGUGGAGAGAAUUCAUCGUUGUUGCAAAUAGAUCGAGCGUGACACGUGUACUUGCAUGCAUUCGGGGAUGCACUCUCAGGUGCCGGAGGGAAGAAAGCGGAUAUUCCCGGUAGUACGUGAAGUGGAUCGACUGUUCGACGGCUGUGUGAUUGAGAUCCUCUUCGUCCCGUGAGAAGGGAAAUCGCGAAUGCGAGGAUCAUGUUGCGUCGUGACGCUACAAGACCGUUUUUCCUGCGGCUGGCUGCCGCCCUGUGCAGAUAGUGAAUUUCCUUCCUGGGCCGAUCGUUGUUCCGGAAAUCGCACUGGUAUGCAGAGUAAAAUGCAAACGUUCACCGGACUCGCCUUCGGAAACGUGUUCAAGAAAAAGGCAAACAAGGUGACCGGAGGACCUCCUGUGGGCAACGCACCGCCUCCGCCUACGCUCAUCAAUAAAAUCAAGUAUCAACCUGGUGGACCUGUAAUCAAAAAGGAUAAACGGCAAAGCAGCUCGAGGUUCAAUAUAUCGAAAAAUCGAGAAUUGCAAAAAUUGCCGCUGUUAUCCGAAACACAACAGGUAAACGAACGGGAAGAACUUUUUAUACAGAAGCUACGGCAAUGCUGCGUCCUUUUCGACUUCGAAUCCGAUCCGUUGUCGGAUUUGAAAUGGAAGGAGGUAAAGCGUACUGCUCUCCACGAGAUGGUCGAGUACGUAACCAAAAACAAAAAUGUUAUUACCGAAGCGAUAUAUCCCGAAGCGGUAAACAUGUUCGCCGUGAAUUUAUUCCGGACGCUACCCCCAUCAUCAAAUCCUAAUGGUGCAGAGUUUGAUCCAGAAGAGGAUGAGCCAACAUUGGAGGCGGCUUGGCCACAUUUGCAGCUUGUCUACGAAUUCUUCUUGCGGUUGUUGGAAUCACAGGACUUCCAGCCAUCCAUAGCAAGACGUUAUAUAGAUCAAAAAUUCGUGCUGCAGCUUUUGGAGCUAUUUGACUCUGAGGAUCCAAGAGAGAGGGAUUUUCUUAAGACUACCCUCCAUAGGAUUUACGGAAAAUUCCUAGGACUGAGGGCGUACAUUAGAAAACAGAUCAAUAACGUUUUCUAUCGAUUUAUUUAUGAGACGGAACAUCAUAAUGGUAUUGCAGAACUACUUGAAAUUUUAGGAAGUAUUAUAAAUGGCUUUGCUCUGCCAUUAAAGGAAGAGCAUAAGGUGUUUUUGUUAAAAGUCUUGUUACCUUUGCACAAAGCUAAGUCAUUAUCUGUAUACCAUCCACAACUAGCGUAUUGCGUUGUUCAAUUUCUGGAGAAGGAUCCGUCGCUGACGGAACCCGUAAUUAGAAAUCUGCUAAAAUUCUGGCCAAAAACACAUUCCCCUAAAGAAGUUAUGUUCUUGAAUGAGCUUGAAGAAAUCUUAGACGUCAUUGAGCCAGCUGAAUUUCAGAAAGUCAUGGAUCCAUUGUUCAGGCAAUUAGCCAAAUGUGUGUCAUCACCGCAUUUCCAGGUGGCGGAAAGAGCUCUCUACUAUUGGAAUAAUGAAUACAUAAUGUCUUUGAUAUCGGACAAUUAUUCCGUCAUCUUACCGAUAAUGUAUCCAGCUUUUUAUAGGAAUUCCCGCAAUCAUUGGAACAAGACAAUCCACGGUUUAAUUUACAAUGCCCUAAAACUUUUCAUGGAAAUGAAUCAAAAAGUAUUUGACGAAUGUACAACACAGUACUAUCAGGAACGUCAAAGAGAACGAAAGCUCAUGAAAGAUCGAGAUGAAGCAUGGAUGCGCGUUGAAGCGCUCGCGAUGAGGCAUCCAAAUUAUAAUGUGGCAAAUAAAGGCACAACGAAUAACACCUCCUAUAUAUCACCUCAACAUAUAGAUAAUUCACCGCCUGACGAAGACGGUGAUACGGAUCAAACUCCGCUUACCUUGGAGAAAAUUGAAGCUAAAGCUAAUGAGGCGAAGAAAAUGACAAACGUGAACAAAGUGAAACCGCUUUUACGAAGAAAGAGCGAUUUACCACAGGAUUCGUACACAAUGCGGGCAUUAUCCGACCACAAACGCGCCGAUGAAUACCUUGUUACACCGCCAGAUCCUAAUAAUUGCUAGUCUCUACCACAACCACUUCCCAUGUAUCCUCUGUUUUGCUGUAGCAACAUCGGAAGUUAGUUUUCUUCUCUAGGAAAACGGCGAUAAGAACGCAAAUAAUUUGGCUGAGAGUCUCACUAUACGAAAUCAGUUAUGUAUUGUCAUUUCAAUAUAUAUCACAUCAUAUUUGCUUUUUUUAAUAGAAAAGAAAAGAAUCCUACUAUCCCGCCGCGCAUAUAUACGAUUCAAAGAUACAGUGUUAUAGGUACUCAUAGAAGCUUACAGAAAAAACUCGUUUUUUAUAGAAAUGCGUUGUAUUUAUUUCUUCAUUAUGGAAAAAAAACAUUGCGAUUAAGAAGAUGUGUAAUAGUAUCAUUAUAAAAGACGCGCAUGUAGUAAACAAAACAGGCUCUAAAUACAUUAGAAUCGCCAUUAUCAGAAGCAUUCUGAGGUGCUACCCUCUGCUAUGUCUCAACAGUAAGAUAAUAUACGAAUAAUGUACGUAAAUGAGAUUUAAUUGUGGAUACGGUUGUAAUGGAUUUGGUUCUAUUCUAUUCUACAAAAGAUUUUAUACACAGAUGAGAGAUAUGUAUGCGGAAAUGUGAUCGAAGAUAUACACGUAUGUGCUCUCGAUGUUGUAACCUGUAUUACUGCGCUAUGCGAGCUUGUUGUGUUAAUAUUCUUGCGAAUGAGGCGUUUCCAUUUAUGUGCAAAUGAUAUAUACAUAUAUAAAUAUACGUACUUGCUUUAACACUACAGGCUCGUUGUAGUAAGAAAAUAAACAUAAAUAAAUGAAGAUAAAGAAGAAAAAUACACGCCGGCGCGCGUUAUCUUAGGAUGUAUAUGAUAGUGCUAUUUUAAAAAUAAUAGAUUGCUACGAGAAAAUCUGGAUACUUCUGAGUGUACUACUUUUAUAUCUGUUGUGCCUAGAUGCCUGUGGAAAAAAAAAGAAUAUGCCUCCAUGUGGGGCCUAUACAUAUAUUAUGAACAGCAAGAUUAAGCAGCGAGUUUACAUGUCGCUUUGCCAAAUAUAAUCGAUAUUACAGAAUUUCAGUAACGCUUGCAUAACAUGUUGUGUUGUUAACUCAUUGAGCUUGAGAUUAAUUGAAAGAUUAUACUGUUGCGGCCCAGAGAUAGAAGAGAGAAGAAUAAAAGAAGAGACGAAGAAGGAAGGUUACAAUACAAUUUAGUCCUUGCGCUGCUGGCAGGUUGUUACGUUAAUAAUCGAGGAUACCUUGUUGAACAUAGAUAAGAUAAGCACUUAUAUUAAAUAUUAGAAAUUAAAACUACGAAGAUAGAUUUCUAAAAUUAUUUACUUAUUAAUUAUUCCUAUUCAAAAGAGAGGAAUGGCCA